Mastomys coucha (southern multimammate mouse) is the source of this 1447-nucleotide messenger RNA. RefSeq names its product paired immunoglobin like type 2 receptor alpha (gene Pilra). NCBI's taxonomy places the organism in Eukaryota, Metazoa, Chordata, Mammalia, Rodentia, Muridae. Gene Ontology annotation, molecular function: MHC class I protein binding. The coding region runs from base 477 to 1331 and encodes 284 amino acids. The record is from RefSeq and is a predicted model, not a curated record. The transcript is spliced from 5 exons.
CAUUAUGUGAGAUAUUUAGAGAGAGACUCAACGACCAGCAUGGUUGGAGACAUAAUAAGAAAGAGAUUGAGGAGGGGGAGGGAAGGAAUAGAGGGAAUAUAGAAGAAAGGGUACAGAGAGAACACAAGCCACUUAGGAAAUGGAAAGGAAUAGACAAGGCAGACAGACAAGGUAGAAGAGAAGAGAACCAGCCAUGCCAAGGUCUACGCCAUGUCUCCCAGCCAACAAUGAGGCCUGGGCACAAGGGCCCAGUUAUGUUGUCAGUGACCACAAGGGCAGAUCUUCUGCAACAUGGGAAAAGAGGAAGCCAGAUCAAUAAAGGAAGUUGCUGGCCACAAAGAGGUGGAGAUGGAGAGGUCCUGCCCCGACUCAAUCCUCCACAUGAGAAGGUAUGAGAAUGUGUGUUACUUUACCCUGAUUCUCUCCGGACUCCUGAGCACCCCAGUGUCCCUGGACAGGGGGUCUUCCCCUUCCUGAUGGCUCUGCUGAUCUCACUUCCUGGAGGGAUUCUGACCCUGCUUCAACUGCUGUCAGCAGCAUGUCUGCAAACUGGGAACUCUGCAGGAUACAACAGAGCAAAUGGCUAUGGAGUCAACCAACCAGCUCACCUCUCUGGAGUCCAGGGCUGCUCCAUUGAGAUCCCCUUCUUCUUCUACUACCCCUGGGAGUUGGCCACAGAUCCAAAAAUGAGUAUAUCCUGGAGAUGGAAGCAAUUCCAUGGGGAAUACAUCUACAAUUCCACCAGACCUUUCAUACAUAAGCAUUUCAAGAACCGGCUCACCCUGAACUGGACACAGGGUCAGACAACCGGAGUCCUCAAAAUCCUGAACUUGAAGAAGACUGACCAAGAAACAUACUUCUGCCGAGUUUUUCUACAAACAACAGAAGGAAUGAAGGUGUGGCAGAAUAUUCCUGGGACCAAACUCAUCAUGAACCAUGCCACUCGCACCCCCACUACACUCCCAAGCACCACUGCUAUAACUUCUGCAAGCACGCAAAAUGACAUAGCAAAAGGCAGAGAGAACGGUGGUGGCCUGGAUCUGCAAACCACAAUUGGGUUGGCCAUGGCUGCUGCUGUGUUCCUGGCUGGGGUUUUGGGAUUGAUAGAGUUCCUCAGGAGGAAGAGACAUCACGGCCAGAGGACUAAAGCUGAAACCCCAGCCAGGGAGCCAUUGGAAACCAGUGAGAAACGUGAGAGUGUCAGCCAUGAAGGUAAUCCUGUCAGCUUCUUGUUUCCACCCUUGGCUCUGUCUUCUUCUCCCAAGACCCCACACUUCCAUAAGCAUUCCCUCAGUACUUUAUUUCCCACCUCCCACUGUCCCUCCAUGUAACCAAGGUCCCCACCUCACUGUGGGAAGUCCCAGCCACCUGCCAGCUCUCCUGUCACAUUGUCUGACUUCAGCACUCCAUGUUCCUUUUUCUAGGGCAAGGUAUGGAUCCCAAAGAG